Helobdella robusta is the source of this 981-nucleotide messenger RNA. RefSeq lists its product as hypothetical. Gene Ontology annotation, biological process: synapse organization; homophilic cell-cell adhesion. NCBI's taxonomy places the organism in Eukaryota, Metazoa, Annelida, Clitellata, Rhynchobdellida, Glossiphoniidae. The record is from RefSeq and is a predicted model, not a curated record. The transcript is spliced from 5 exons. Gene Ontology annotation, cellular component: neuronal cell body; plasma membrane; axon. Gene Ontology annotation, molecular function: axon guidance receptor activity. The coding region runs from base 1 to 981 and encodes 326 amino acids.
AUGAACCUUAAUAGGCCUAUCAUACUCUCCUUACUGAUCAUCUUCAUCUCGUCUUCCAACUCACUGGACAUUUGCGGCUCUCCAUUCCACGAUGUCGUUUCGAAAUCUCACCUGGCCGAUGUUGUUGUCAGCGGGAAAAUGAUGGUGAGAAUAGAAUCAAAACUCUCUUCGUCUAAGUGGCAUUACGCAAUCAAGUUCAACGUUGAUGAAAUCAUCAAAGGCACCAACCAGACCUCAAAAGAAAUUUCAGAAAACCAACAAAUCACCAUCGAAACAUUUUCCGAUGAAGUUGAAGACCCCGUAGAAUGUUUUUACAAGGACAUUCAUCCCACCCUAAAUUACAUCAUGUUCCUAAGGGCUCCAAACUCGACCCUACCCUCGGCCUCACUAUACAGACUAAACUCAUUUCCAGUUUUGAAGGCUGAAAACGUGACUGAGCAGAUAAGGAAUGGGAUUUGUGAGAACUGCACUGAUGCUCCAACUGCAAUGAUGGCUGAAAAUUCCAACGUGAUAGAGAUUGGAUGGGGAAGAACUUCGAAGCUGGAUUGCAAGUUUGCCGGCCGCCCCACACCUGUCAUCACUUGGUACCGCAACAACGAAACCAUCACAAACAAUCGUAAAUUCAACAUUAUAGUCAACGAAGAUUCUUCGAGGUUGGAACUUAUCAGGAUAGUUACCAGGUACGCCGGUAGGUACACCUGUGUGGCUGAGAACGUGGCUGGCAGAUGUGAUGGGCUAUAUUUCUACGGACCGAGAUGCAGUCUGUCGACCGGAGAAGGCGAGUUGAAAGAGAAAGAAAAAGCAGGGCAGCACAGUUUCAGGGACGUCAUGAUGAUAUUGUCAGCUGUCAUUGUUGGCAUCAUCUUUCUGGCCGUUCUCAUCACCUCUAUAUACUUCUGCAACCAGAUGAUGUGCCUGCCAGAACUCAGAAACUACCCAACUCCACCUGAUUUUUGUGGAGGUAGGCACGAUGCGAUGUGA